Molecule: messenger RNA, 3565 nt
Organism: Dermochelys coriacea (leatherback sea turtle)
Lineage: Eukaryota; Metazoa; Chordata; Testudines; Dermochelyidae
Gene: CNDP1
Product: carnosine dipeptidase 1
Exons: 12
Coding region: 125-1630 (501 amino acids)
Biological process (GO): proteolysis
Cellular component (GO): cytosol
Molecular function (GO): metallodipeptidase activity
Source: RefSeq, a predicted model, not a curated record
AGAUAAAUUGUCUUUGUCCAAAAUAAAAAGCAUGGCUUGUAGUUCAGUGUCUCUAGUUCCUCACCCACUAUCAAGAAAGCGGCAAAAAGAAGAACAUAAAUAGAUAUUGGCUUUCUCUGUUAUCAUGCUGCUCUUUGAGGCAGGAGUGUCCUCAUCCUCCUCUUCCUUGGGCUUGGAGAAUCAGAUCUUCCAAUACAUUGAUCUUCAUCAAAAUGAAUUUAUUCAGACCCUUAAGGAAUGGGUAGCCGUGGAGAGUGAUUCUAUUCAACCACGGCUAAGACAAGAAGUAACACGAAUGGUGGAAUUAACAGCAGACAGGCUUCGAGCUUUGGGAGCCACUGUUGGGUUAGUGAAGUUGGGCUCCCACAAGCUGCCUGAUGGCCAGAGCCUUCUGUUACCGCCUCUAAUUCAAGCAGAACUUGGUAAAGAUCCACAAAAACCCACUGUAUGUUUCUAUGGACAUGUGGAUGUACAACCUGCCAAAAAAGAAGAUGGAUGGAAAACUGACCCCUACACACUGACUGAAACUGACGGAAAUCUUUAUGGGCGUGGAGCAACAGAUAACAAAGGACCUGUCUUAGCCUGGAUAAAUGCAGUGGAUGUAUUCAGAGCACUAAAAUUAGACAUGCCAGUAAACCUCAAGUUCAUUAUUGAAGGUAUGGAAGAAGCAGGAUCUCUUGGACUAGAGGAAUUAAUUAAGAAAGAAAAUCAGCAUUUUUUUUCUGAUGUUGACUAUAUUGUGAUUUCGGAUAACCUUUGGCUUAGCAACAGGAAACCAGCCCUCACCUAUGGGACUCGGGGAAACCUCUGCUUCUCCGUGGAGGUACAGUGUGGGGAGAGAGAUCUUCAUUCAGGAAGUUUUGGAGGCAUCAUUCAUGAACCAAUGACCGAUCUAAUAGCUCUGCUUGAUAGCCUUGUGGAUACAACAGGUCGUAUUUUGAUCCCUGGAGUCUAUGAUAAUGUUGCUUCCCUUAUGGAAGAGGAGAAGAAGUUGUAUGAAGCAAUUGAAUUUGAUCUAGAGGAACAUAAAAAUAAUAGUGGUGUGAAAAAAUUCCUAUAUGACACUAAGGAGGAAGUACUUAUGCACCUGUGGCGUUACCCCUCUCUCUCUAUUCAUGGGAUUGAAGGAGCUUUUCAUGAACCAGGAAUAAAAACAGUUAUACCCGCAAGAGUAAUAGGAAAAUUUUCAAUCCGGCAAGUCCCUUACAUGGACAUUUCAGUCGGAGAACGUCAGGUGAUACAAUAUUUAGAGGAUGUAUUCUCUAAGAGAAACAGCCCAAACAAACUGAAGGUGUCUGUGCCAGUAAGUGCAAUGCCAUGGGUUGCUGACAUAAAUUCUCCUCUUUAUACAGCAGCAAGAAGGGCAAUCAAAACAGUUUUUGGACAAGAUCCAGAAAUGAUCCGGGAUGGUUCAACAAUUCCUAUUGCCAAAACGUUCCAGAAUAUAACAAGGAAGAGUGUGAUGAUGCUUCCAAUUGGAGCAGCUGAUGAUGGGGAACAUUCCCAAAAUGAGAAAAUAAGCAGGCACAAUUACAUUCAAGGAACAAAACUGUUUGCAACCUUUUUCUUGGAGAUUGCAAAGCUGCAUGGACAGUUACAGGAAGCGUCCAACACGACUACUACAAACUGAUGGAUCCUGGCAAGACAAUAAGCUAUACACCUGUGUAUUGGCUUAAGUAGUCUAACCUCCUUCUUUACUACUCUGGAGAAACAUGUACAAACAAUAAAAUAUUUAGAAGUGCACCACAUGUCUGAAACUGUUGAAAAAUUAAAUGCCGCUACUGCUUGCAACACGCUCUAACUAGCAUAUAGACAGUGUUUAACCAAAUCAAGUGAUUUCUUGCGCAAUACAAUUGGAUCAAAGGAGCCUCAUGCUCAUUGAAUGGAAUGUUUCCAUUUGUAACUUUAGCCGAGGGGGCGGUGUUUGGAACAGGAAACACAGUUUGUGUUAUUAAAGUUUACUUAUUUCCAGACAUGAGCCAGGUCAGCCGAUAGUUGGGGGGUACAGUGAGGGCAGCUGGCUUCAGCAGUGUUACUGAGCAUGCUCAGUCCAUUUGAGCAUGCUCAGUACAAGCCAAGCAGCAAAUCUGGGGUGGGAAAGCAUGUGACCCUGCAUGCCCCCCCUGUCCCAUAUUACUGCUGCUUAUUUGCAGUUUGGCAAAGAUCGUAUUGCUUUGUUCACAUUCCAAUUCCUGAACAAAGGCUCCUUCAUAGUAUCCCUUCUUUCCUUUUGGCUAUGUAUGAAUUUUUUAUCAGAUGAUUUGCUGAAAAAUAUUUCACCAUAUUAACCUCUUGCCUGGUCACUUUUCCUAUGCAAAAAACUGGAAAUAAGAUGAAUAUGCCAUCACGAUCAAUUUGUCAAACUCAGUGCAAAGAAUAUCCCAGUCCUGAAAUCUCUCAUUCUCGUGAGCAGUCCCUCUGAAGUCAAUGGAGCUUCUCAGGUGAAAAGAGAUUUGCCGGUUUGGAUCCUGCCUCUUUCUCUGGUUAAUCCUAUUCUCUUUCCAUUUUGCUGUUUGUCAUUAAAGUUUGCUGUGUAUUAUUCUCCUCCUUAAUGUGACUUUAUUUUUAUACACCAAGCAUGAAGUCACUCAUGAAUAUCUUUUCAGACUGAUAGUGUAUCACCUGAAUAGGUGUUUUACUCCCAAAUCAACUGAUUCUAAAUUGUCAUCACUUUUAAAGCAUUAAUUUUAGAUUAAGAACAAAUUAAAAACUAAGACAAGUGAUGUGUGUUGAAACUGCAUUUACAUAUAUGAGAGAAUAAAUUUUGUUAGAUUUUUUUUUUUGUUAAACCUCUGGAAAAACUUACAUGAGAAAGACAGACAAGAUUGUGUGUCUAGUUCAAAUCUGUAUCUGUGUCAAAUCAAAAUGGGAAUGAUUUUGGCCACAUAGUUAGUUUACACAGAAACAGAAUGAUCAAUCUGGUUUGAAACAACUGAAAUAGUGAGAGAAAAGAACUAUAUUUUGUGCAACGAUGUUAUUCUUGGCGACAUUAUCCCUACUGUCAAAAAGAUUAAAUAAUUAAUAAAUAAUGGCAACUGACCUCUCUUCUUUUUUUAUCCUGCAUAAUAAUGAGAACAAGGAAAGGGCAGAAAGUUUGGAACCAAUAAAUGGAAAUGCUUUGUAAUAGUUAACCUGUGGAAUCAGCCGCUGCAAAAGGACAUCAGGAUAAAUGCUACAGCGGAAUUUUUAAAAAGUUGAACUAAUUUCUCAUUUGUAGUUGUGCAAGAGACUCCUCUCUGCUUCUGGGAACACUUUGUGCAAGUUCUCCACCCUCCAAUGCAGAAGUGUUACCACCUCCAAAAAUAUUCUGAUGGAAAAUGCCUGAUAAGAUCUAGUAAAUAGUGUUAUUGGGGCACUAUAUAGCACUGUUACACAUAGAGGUGCAAGUUUUGGUUUUUUUUAAGCCUGUCAGCAGUAUAUCUGCCAGGUCAAUACUGGUAAAAGAAGGCCUCUCUGGGGAUACAUAAGCUGUAUAAAUAUUUUCCACUUUUACAAGCAGCAAGAAGGGCAGUGCAGUGACUUUCUCCAGACUUGACCCCCUAUUGCUUCCUGUUCUUCCUGUCUA